This is a messenger RNA of Cuculus canorus (common cuckoo), 4308 nucleotides long. It is a transcript of the gene LBR, whose product is annotated as lamin B receptor. Lineage: Eukaryota; Metazoa; Chordata; Aves; Cuculiformes; Cuculidae. The transcript has 14 exons. The record is from RefSeq and is a predicted model, not a curated record. Gene Ontology annotation, molecular function: oxidoreductase activity, acting on the CH-CH group of donors, NAD or NADP as acceptor. Gene Ontology annotation, cellular component: nuclear inner membrane. Gene Ontology annotation, biological process: sterol biosynthetic process. Bases 147 to 1964 code for a protein of 605 amino acids.
GGCCGUAACCGUCGCCGAGGGCCGUCGCUCCCUCCCUCCCCUCCCUCCGCAGAUCGCUCCGCGCUUGGGGCCGGUUCCCGCCGCUUCGCAUAGGCGCCUCCCGCCCGGCCCGGUGAGGGGCGGCCGGCAGGGAUUCUUUUUGAAAAAUGCCAAACCGGAAGUUUGCUGAUGGUGAGGUGGUGAUGGGCCGUUGGCCCGGAAGUGUCCUGUACUAUGAAGUACAAGUGACUCAUUACGAUGAUGUUUCUCAUCUUUAUACUGUUAAAUACAAAGAUGGGACUGAACUUGCAUUGAAAGAAAGUGAUAUAAGGUCACAGUCAUCAUUCAAGCACAGGAAGAGCCAGUCCUCUUCAAGUUCUCCUUCCAGAAAAAGUAGAUCUCGAUCUAGAUCUCCUGGUCGGCCAGCAAAAGGCAGACGUCGUUCUUCUUCCCAGAGCAGAGAACAUAAAGAUGACAAAAAGAAAACCAUUCAGGAAACCAACUUGGCUCUACUGAAGCCGAGUGAGAAUAACACCAGAAGGUACAAUGGUGAACCUGACAGUACAGAAAAAAAUGACACAUCCUGCGUUAUCUUGGAGCAAAAGUUGAAACCAGACCUGGAAACAGAACGCGUGUUUGAACAGUACAGCUUGCGUUCAAGAAAAGAAGAAAAGAAAAAAGAAGAGAUAUAUUCUGAGGAAAAGGGUUUUGAGACAAAAACAUUCGAUAAAGCAUCAUCAAAAACAAAGGACCUAGAGUUUGGUGGAAGAAUUGGGGCGUUAGUGCUGAUAUUUUUCCUGCCUGCUACUGUAUUCUACUUGCUGUUGAUGUGCAAACAAGAUGAUCCCAGUCUUUUGAACUUCCCUCCUCCUCUCCCAGCACUUGAAAGUCUUUGGGAGGCUAGGGUGUUUGGUGUUUUUCUUCUGUGGUUUUUCCUUCAAGCUCUGUUCUACUUACUGCCAAUUGGAAAGGUUGUAGAAGGCCUGCCUCUUUCAAAUGGAAGGAAACUGCAGUACAGGAUAAAUGGGUUUUAUGCUUUUAUUUUGACUGCCUCAGCUAUUGGAAUUUUAUUAUACUUUCAAUUUGAACUUCAUUAUUUGUAUGAUCACUUCAUGCAGUUUGCGGUGUCAGCUGCAGCUUUUUCUAUGGUAUUGAGCAUUUAUCUGUAUAUUCGAUCACUGAAAGCACCUGAGGAAGAACUAGCACCAGGUGGAAAUUCUGGGUAUUUUAUUUAUGAUUUUUUUACUGGACAUGAAUUAAACCCCCGUAUUGGCAGUUUUGACCUCAAAUACUUUUGUGAGUUGCGUCCAGGAUUAAUUGGCUGGGUUGUUAUAAACUUGGCAAUGCUCUUGGCUGAGAUGAAGAUACACAAUCAAAAUAUGCCAUCUCUGUCAAUGAUACUUGUGAACAGCUUUCAGCUUCUUUACGUGGUGGAUGCUCUGUGGAAUGAGGCAACUAUUUUGACUACAAUGGAUAUUACCCAUGAUGGAUUUGGAUUUAUGCUAGCAUUUGGAGAUUUGGUGUGGGUUCCGUUUGUCUACAGUCUGCAGGCCUACUAUUUAGUUGGUCAUCCUAAUGCAAUUUCUUGGCCUGUUGCUGCUGCAAUUACUGUUCUGAACUGUAUUGGAUAUUACAUAUUCCGUAGAGCAAAUUCUCAGAAAAAUAAUUUCCGAAGGAAUCCAUCAGAUCCCAAAUUGGCCUAUCUGAAAUUUAUACCCACUGCAACUGGAAAAGGACUUCUUGUGACAGGAUGGUGGGGUUUUGUUCGUCACCCUAAUUAUCUUGGCGACAUCAUCAUGGCUCUGGCAUGGUCACUGCCCUGUGGUUUUAAUAACAUUUUACCGUAUUUCUAUGUGAUAUAUUUCAUCUGCUUGCUUGUCCAUCGAGAGGCUCGUGAUGAACAUCAUUGUAAGCAAAAAUAUGGCUUGGCAUGGGAAAGGUAUUGUCAGCGUGUACCAUACCGCAUAUUUCCUUACAUCUACUAGAGUGCUCCAGAUGCCUGAUUUGCAACUUACUUCUAAAGUUAGUUUCUUUGCAAAUAAAAAUAUACCUCUUACCUUUGCACUUGGUCUAGUUGUUAUUUAGGCUUUUUUUGUUUUUUAAAAAAAAAAGUGACCAAACAGUGGCAUGCAUCAACAGGUAUUUGCAUUAAUUUUAAAUAUAUGAGUUAUGUGAACUGACUAUCUGUGAUUUUUAAAAAUUGUGAAUUUUCAAAAGUCUUGGAGCCCUAAUUUUUCAAGCUAAAUUUUAUCUAGAAUCUUGAGUUUACAUUUUUUAUUGCAUUUAAUUAAGCACUGUGAUGUAAAGUAUGUUAUUUUCCUAAUAACAAUAAAUACAGAAUUCCAUGCAGUUCUUUUUCUAGUGUUACCUGUACCAUCUAACUUCAGGUGUCUGACUUAAUUGCUGGAAUAGGAGGAGCAGCAGGGUCUUUUUGGUCAGUGGAGCUGGAAGCAGAGGAUUUGACCUACGUGAGUGGCACAUACCACUGGCUGUGCUGCCCUCCAGUCCCUGACUCAGAGCUGACACAGCUCCAGCUGGGCGGUUGUCCCUUCCUGGCUUUUCAUUAUUGGGAUUUUCUGAUCAGGGAGGCUUAGGUGGCCCCUCCUGCACUUCAUCUGCAGGAGGAACAAAGGGAUGGGAUUGGGAGAAGUGAAGGGGCACAACUGUCCUCUCCCAUGCCAUCCCCAAAUUUUUGAGGAAGUUUUAGCAUGGAUUAAGGGAGACUUUGAGCUGCUGCCUGGCAGUGCUCCUGACCCUAGAGAGCAGGCGCGCUUCUGGCUCAGACUUCUGAAGGUAGAUGAUACAAACACUUGUUUCAGCUGUGGAAGUGAGUAGUGAGAUCUGAUCAUGCAUCUACUACUGAACACAGGGGAGCAAAAGGUGCAGUGUAUGCGUAUUUGACAGAAAAGAAUAAAAUUACCACAGUUAGCUUAUUCUAAUCUUUGUAAAUUAUGUCUUAAUGUACCAUAGUGUUUACCGAGUGUGUAUAAUAAAGCCUCCAUGUUUCUGCUGUACAGUGUUUGGAUUUGGAAAUGCCAUAGCUUUUGUAGAACUAAAUCAUUUUCCAGUAUUUUUUUUAAAUGUUCAUUGAAUAAAGGUUUUUGUAAAUUAACGUAUUAAUUCUCGAAACAAUUGAAAUGUUCAUUUAAAUAUUUGUAUUGACAAAUAUGGCAUGAAAAUAUAGGAAAUGCUCCUUAAUCCAAAGUGGGGGGUUUUUUUUGGUUUUUUUUUGGUUUUUUUUUUUAAAAUUUGGCAUCGCUACCUCAUAUGUAGGUUUUGCCUUUUGUACUGUUGCAGAUAGAGAAAAUAGCUAUUUUUUUGCUAUUGCUAUUUAAAACAUUUUUUUACAUGAGCCUGUGGUUGAACUCGACCACUUUCUAAUAUAUUUUUGUAUAUAUUUGACUUUUUAACUGAUGUAUGUGUUCUAGACACUAGUUACGUGUUUUUUCCUCUAACUGGCUGUAAAUCAGAUGUCCUUGCAGUAUUUACAUCACAAGUAGAAUAACUUUAUAUUUUACUGAAAUAAUCUUGCAUUAAUUAACUAGCUUUUAUUCUGUUGUCACAACUAAGUGCUUUUCACAUACUUCACACAUGAGGUUUAUAGCACAAAUUUUUCAAAAAAGCUUAUUAGAAUCUUAAAUAUAGUGGAGAAGGAGCUCAGGUACCUCUGCAUUUGCUUGUAGGAAAGUUCCUAAUAAAUCGGAAUGUUUCUAUUCAUCUAUUGGUUUCAUUUCUCUAAAAAUGUUGAUGUAAUUGAAAAUCUAGCAUGUGACUUUUGUAAUAAAAGAACUCUCUAUUUUGUACACAGGCAUUUUUAAACAUAAUUGUACAUUUGAAUUGUAUAUAAUGUAGCUUGAGUAUGGCAGUCUUCUCAGAAAACCUGUGUGUUGGUGUUGUAAGAAAAAUGUUUUAAGACAAAUACUUUGAUUCCUGGAAAAAAAACAGCAUUACCUGUAACAAUCCUGAAGAGCAUUUCCUCCUGUGAAGUAGCAGAUUACACUGGGAUGCUUUUUUUCCAAUGGUUGCUCAGUCAGUUAAAGGGAAAUAGAGCAAUCAUUUAACUGCACCAGUUUGCAGCUGUUGUUUUAAAGUGUGUGGGGACAGGUGGGUGGCAGUUUAACUCACCCUAUAAACUAGGAGGUGCCCCUGCCAUCCCAGUUUCAUCUGUUGCCAUGCAAGUAUAUUAAAAUGUAAUUCAGAGCCUUUGUUUUUCAGAAACAGAUCUUGACCAAUGAUAACUUUGAUUUAUUUACACGCUGAGUUUUUUGUGAAUUUGAAGUAAUUGUUGUUAAUACACACAAGCCUAUAAACUAAAAUAAAGCUUUUUUU